Molecule: messenger RNA, 11585 nt
Organism: Nematolebias whitei (Rio pearlfish)
Lineage: Eukaryota; Metazoa; Chordata; Actinopteri; Cyprinodontiformes; Rivulidae
Product: zinc finger protein 469
Exons: 1
Coding region: 21-11585 (3854 amino acids)
Source: RefSeq, a predicted model, not a curated record
CACAGCACAGACUGUGCACCAUGGCAGGAGAGACUCAACAGAUGCAUACAGUCAAAGAGCUGGAUGCAGGGUCCAAACAGCAGCAUGAGGAUACAGCACUGGAACACCAGAGUGACAAAGCCACAAGGAAGUCUUCUGAGCACUUUUCAAGCACAGGCACUGAGGCCAGACUCGGCAACAGAGAGGCCAACGCAGAAAACAUAGAGAAAGAAAGGGACUGUCCUCAGCAGCGUGAAGCUGUCAUACGGCCGCAGCAGACAGGGAAGAUUGACUUCAAAUCAUUGCACAACAGAUCAAAGUUUGUCACUGACGGGACUUGGUCGAGUGGGAAAGGUAGUCCCCAGUCACCGAGUGGAAAGGGCCGCAGCCGAGAGAAAGGGAAGCGGUCAGGAAAGGCAGAGCGUGGCAACCCACAGCAGCUGUACAGACUAAGCAUUACAAGUCCACGCACCGUUGGCAUUGCCUAUCCACAACAGAAAGUUUUGCCACCCAAGAAGUUGGAAACCAGUAGUGACCCAGUCUCAAGCAGCUACAGAUUCCACGUUUCCAGUAUGCCAGAGAGAGAGGUUGAACUUCAACAGGAAGAGCUCAGCUACAGUCGCUUCUUCCAGGAAAAUCCCCCUAACAUUACCUCCCCAAACUAUACCUCACAGCCUCUGGGUUCCUCGACUGGAACAACAUCCCACCCACAUCCACCCCUGUCACAGCAACCCGUUUCAAUGGAGAACAACAGUGCACAGACUGGUAGCUCUCUCAUUUUGACUGACUGUCAGCUAAGCAGCUCAAAUGCUUGGCAGUCUCCUAAACGGACUUUUAAUGGUGCUAAUUAUGGACUUCCAUCACAAAAAUCUUCUGCUCUCCCAGAAACCAGUAAGGCAAUUUCAUUUGUGCCUGGUCCAUUUCAAUACGGAUAUCAUUUACUGGAACAAUCAACCUCUGACUCUUUUCCUUGUGAACAGAACCCCCAAUCCCAAGACAUUGCAAACUCUUCACUGGGCUCUGUUCAUGUCACCCACAGCUCUUUUCCUUUCACCCCAGGAGCAGGACAAAACAUUGCUCACAACAGCACUCAGUUCAGUAAUGAACAUCAGCCAGAGGAUAGAAGCUCUUAUCCCCAUCCCCCACAGUCCCAAUUUAUUCAGGCAGUGGCUUCAUCCAUCCAAUGUCCCAGGAAUCUGAGUGAGAACUCACCCAGCAGUGACAGCUCUGGCUCCAGCUCACAGCAGUCGGAGCAGGGGAAGCCCGCUCUACCUGAGAGCACAGAAAAUAUUGCACAGGCGGACGGUCAGGAUGGAGCCAUCACCUCUGGGAGUAAAAGAAACUGUCACUCCAAAGACACAGCUGCCAGCCAAAGAACACUCAUCCAAGGUGGUAUGCACACAAGAAAUGUUUCACAAGGCCCAGGCUCUCCAAUGCACUUUCCUAACAGAACAUUUAACAAUCCUACAGUGAAUAUUGUUUGCACAAACUCAAGUCCUUUUGAUAAAAGCAUCAACAAUAAAGUUCUGAACAGGAUACCACACUCUUGGGAGGGGCCGAACAAGACGUAUUUACCAGGUGAUCUAAACACAAUUCAGUACGCUGAUAUAAAUGAGAAGUUUCAGUUUCAAAGCCAGACGGCUACUGACCAUAAGCCCAAUUCAUCUAAAAGUAGCAGAAUGCCCUGGCAGCAAAUACGACCGAGCUCUGCCCUGCCAAGCCCAAACAGGAUGGAGUCAUCAAGUCAAAUAAGCAAUCAAAAACUGGCUUACAUCGUGUCCUCCUCUGACUGGCAGGAUGAGAGUAAAUCAUGUAAAAAUAACUCUUUAAAAAACCUGGGCCAUUUUCAGAGCAACAGAAGUGACGUGCUGUCAAACCAAAGACAAGAACAUGUAAAACAUAACGGUAACACCGUCUCCGCUUUUAAAGUGGAGAUAAACCACACGAAAGUGUGCGAGUCCAAGAAUAAGUCUCUGUACUUUGGACUCAAUCAGGCUCUUUCAGCAGCACCAGCACAACACUACAACUAUCCACCAUUACAAGUCCCACCUUUAGGGCUUAUGAGGGUGUCACCAUAUGAAUCCCCUUUGCCCUCCCCAGUUCAUAACCCUGCAUCUAGUAGCACUUGCUCCUCCCUCUCACCGGCAUCCACCAGCCCGGUUAACGUCAGCUCAGAGGACAGCCAGAUAUCAAAAUCAUCCCUGCCUCACUCGUUCUAUCACCAGCCACAAAGUAAAGCUCAGUUACCUUCAGAUCACUUGAACACACACCCUCACCAGUUUCAUCCUGAUGCUUCAAUGACUCUUCCCUUCAUAUCAGACAGGCCCAAAGACGAUAUGAUGAGCUACCUGCAGAACAACACACAAUCGAAGACGGCUAUGGAUAAAGGGAAAGGUUAUGUGGAUAGUUUUGGAGUGGAGCAUCACCAGCCUCCGCCGUCAUACUCUGCCCAUCAGCUCUUGGCCAGCUCAUUGGCCACAGCAAAUCUCGACCAGUUGGACGUGCUUCUGACCUGCAAACAGUGUGAUCAGAAUUUCAACAACCUGGCUUCGUUUUUAGGCCAUAAGCAAUACUGCGCUCAACAAACGUUUGCACAUAAUGACCUCAAAGAUGUAUCAAAGAUGGAGGAGAAUCAUAAGCUUCACGUAGAACCAGUUAAAGCAGCUCCAACAAACGUUUCGCUGUCGAGAUGUCCAUCUGAUCUUCACCUGUCGUUGUUGGGCCUCAACAAAAACGGAGAGCUGAUGUGUGAAAGCGACACGAAAGGAGAACAUAAGGAUGACCCGCUGAAACUCUGUCUGUUCUCUGGUCCAGGUAACCUUCCUGUCCCUCUGUCAGAGCUGGAAAUGGAAGAUGCCAAACUAGACCGCCUAAUAACAGAAGCUUUAAACGGUCUGGCUAACCAGUCAGACAACGCAGAGAUAGACAGCAGCUUUAUUGAUGCGUUUGUUGAUGAUGACCUAACCACUGUCAAAACAUCAUCAAGCAAACAAUGUGUGAAAACAAAAGAGUCUAUGGUCUACGAGAGCAAACACAAACCAUCAGCUGAUGACAGAUCUUUCACACAAGGAAAGUAUUGUUAUGACUCUGAUGUUGAAAGCCACAAGAAAAUGUCUAUGAAUUUGGAGGAAGAUGAGAAAAUUAACAUUAAAAAAGAAAUCUCUCAUAAAAAUUCAAGAAUCGCCUUGAGGGAGAAGACGUGGGAAAGAGAGAGCAUAGUAAAGGAGGCAAGAAAGCUGUGUAAGAGCGAGGACAAAAACACGAGCGCACAAAGAUUUCUCUUAUCCAGCAACUUUUCCGAGCAUGCCGGUGUAAAAAGCUUUAAGGACAACCCUUCACUUCGAGGGUCGGCGCCUUUGCAGGCCUCCACAUCUCCAAACUCAAAAACUGCAGCUAAAGAAAGCAAGAGGAAAAGCACUGGAGGGGGCACCUGGAGCAAAGAACUCAUUCACAAAAUAGUUCAGCAAAAAAACAAACUCCACAAGCUCCAUGUGAAAGGUACGAAAAACCUUCAGUUUUCCUUGGUGAUGGAGAGACUCACUCCCACUGUGCAGAAUCCUGCAUUCGGAGAAUACGACUACGUCUCUGACUCGGAUGAUGAAUGUGAGCCUGUGAAGAUAGCGAGCCAGGGCCGACUGAAUCAAAGCAGCCGCUGUAAAUACACGUACACCAAACAGUGCAAAUGGCGUGCGAGGAGCGAGAGGGACACGGCGGCGUGGAGACACGAGCCGAAGGAGAGCUUUGAGAUGAAGAAAAGCGAGGAGCUGUCCGUCACACCCGAGAAACACGGGUCUCACCAAAAACUUAGGCGGCGAGGCAGCAGGUCAUCUACGAGCAGUGACCUCAGCACAUCUGUGAGCAUUUCAAGCGACGGCCUCAACAGCCCCAAAAGCACUGAUCGCACCGACUCAGACAGUGAGAAGAAGGCAGACAAAACGAAAGAGUCUGCAGAGCCAAAAAGCCAUGACAGGUCUACCCCACAGAAGUUAUUUAAAGAGUCCAACACUCUCGCACUGACAUUCACUAAACCUGUCAAGAAAUAUAACGCAGACAAGGCUGCUCAUUCUGAUAACAAAGUGAGCGCAGAGGAACCAAAGAAAACUCAUCCAGAAGUUGCUGAUCCACUGACUUCGCCGCAAAAGGCUAGAGACACGACAAAGAAUGUUGAGAAAAGAGGAAGUUCUCAUGCAAAACCAAAAGAGAAACUUGUAUCUCAUAAAAGGGAAUUUGACUCUACCAUCAGCUCGGAAAGACAAAACCUGCAGAGAACAAAGACAGAAGUAAAACCAACGCAGAGCAGCUACACAAAUAAGACACUAAAGGUUGACUCGCAUUCUCCCACCAUCACCAAAGAAACUGACUUUAACAUUGACAGAAGCACAAAGAGAAAAAGAGAAGAAGGGUCAGAAGCAACGCUGCACAAGCUAUCAGGCAGCGCCACAUUGGAGAAACAGAGCGACAGUGUCUGUACGGUGAAAGAGGCCAUUACUUUAGUCAAUGACCUAGACACACACCAACCUGCAUCUCUUUACACAUCUUUGAUGGAUGAGGUGUGCCUGUCCCCGACUGAAAGCCACAAAGAUGCACUCCACCUCAUGCCCUACCCACUGGACCAAGAGCAAGGACUCAUGAAAUCCCCGCUUUCAUUUGACACCUCAUCAAUAUUUGGGGAUCUCGCAGGAUUUGACAGCAGUCUUUAUUCUGAGAUCCCCAUUCAGAAAGAGGGUUUCCCUUCUUUAGAGAGCACAGCUGAUAAAAAGGAAGAGUUUGUCUCAUCUUUUUCCACUUUUAUGGAACACAGAGACUGGAACCUGAUGGUGAACCCCGUGCUACAAGAUGAGAUAUCUCCAUACAAAGACAGUUCUGAAAAAACAAAUGACAAGAAGUCGGACUAUAAUCACAUUUCUUUGUCUCUGCCAGACAAAAUAAUUGACUACAGUGCAACUCUCAACAGCUGCGUGUCAGAGGAUGAGUUGGAGAUAAAGAGAAUAGUGAAUGAGCUUGAAACUCAGCUGCAGACAACUAAGCUGGAAAGUACAUCACUACUGGAUCAGGAUACCUCCAAGCAGCUGCAGAUGAGCAAGUUUUCACCUUUACAACUGGUGGAGGAGUCUGAAGAGGGCAAUGGUUUAAAUGUCAAAUGCCCAGUGCAAGGAAUAAAUCUACAAGUUUCAAGAAUACCCUCAGAGCAUUUCACUGAACCAGAACUUCCAUGGCCAGGCACAUUCCAGUUUGAGUUAAUUGGUGAAAAUCAUAGCACUGACACUCCAGUUCCCAGUGAGCGGGCUGAACUCAAAGAUAAGCUUCACCUGGACCCAAAAUUAAAAGAGAGAUGUGCUGAAAAUGAGACCCUUGUCGAAACAAAGGAGGACAUUUUAGAACAGAGACGAUACACAGAAAACCUCAUGAAAAGCCUGGAGGUGAUUUCAGACUCCAUAUUCAAAAAAGAACCCAUUAUAUCAGCACCUCAGAAGCCAAAUGUCAACUCUUUCACAAGUCAACAACACGAAGAAACUGAAUGUCAGAUCACUGAUGCAGGUGAGAGAGAAGAUCGCAGCGAAAAGGAAGCAAUUACCGUAAAGGAGACUAUUCCAUCGCUCCCACAUAUCAAUGAGCGGAAGGAUGAAAUUGAAUUCAUUCUCAAUGAGUCACAGUCGUUUUUCUCCAACGAGACUGACCCUUCAGUCUGUAGCAACCAGCCAAUCUCAUCACAACCUGCAGAGAACAGGGAUUACAAGGCGGAGGCUGAAGUCACAUCAGAAGAGGAUACUGCAGCAAACAGUCAUUUGGCUGAGUCUGCUCGCUGCUCGAGUGUGAUGACCCAUUGUCCACACGAGUUUGAAAAGUCUUCCAGGGACAGUGAUGCAGAAGACAAUUUAAAUAAGCUGAAUAAAAAGAAGGAUGAUGGCAGCAAUUAUGUAUUUACAGAAGGCUGUGAGGAAGCAGAGGCUGUGAAGGAAAUCACUCAUGAACCUGUGGGUCACCCUUCUCCACCAGCUCUAGUUGACCCUGCUCAAAUGAUUGGUGAGAAGAUAGCAGAUGUGAUUCUGUCUGCACUGGAACAACAAUCCACUAAUGACAAUCCUGAUAUCACUUCAUCACAAGGGGCUGAACUGACAGUGACCUGCCCAGACAAUGCAGCUGAGGAAAUAACGGUUGAAACGUCAAAACAAAAUCACUUGAGCUUAAUUUCUUCAUCGAGAAACUCCAGUCCUUCAAAAACGUUCAGUGAAACAAAUAUGUCAUCGGAGAUGGUUGUUGCAGUCAAGCCCUGCAGUCCUAUACUGGUGAAAACAAAUACAGAAAGCUGCUGCUCACCCCUCCACGACACCCAGUCUGCAGAGGGACAAAACAAUCCGCUGCUCCUGUCACAGUCUGAUGGCAUCGUUACCAGUGAUUCCCGUAAAAUGACCCCGUUUAAUGAGUCGUUAAAAACCGACACAGGUCUCAACUUUGAGUCUGCUCCGAAACAGGAGGAGAUUUUGAAUGUCCAAGAUAUCAAAGAGCAUCUUCCUGUCAAUUUCAUGGCAAGUCAGCAAAACUCCCCCUGCAGAGAGGCAGCAGAAGAAAGUCACUGCAUUUUUUUAAACUCCGCCUCAUCCACCAGUCCCCUUUUAUUAAUCUCUCCUCAACAACCCUUGCAGAAAUUAGUUUCGGGAGAGGACUUGUGCCGGCCAAAAAGAUUUAUCGACCAAGGCUCUGAAAAUGUAAAAUCUCCCACAAUCAAAGAUGACAACCAAAUCCUCCAAGAUGCUGUAAACAAUGAUUCGUUAAAGGAAAAGGCUGGGACGGAGUGCUCUCUGAUAUCUCAGCUGGAUUUAGGAGUCACGGAGUGUAAGCUCUCUGAGGCGGUCCGCUCCUCUCCACUUCCUGUGAGCAGCACAGCAGAACCACCAGAGGUGACAGACGGUCUUGAAAAAAGUGAUCUGAUGUAUGAUUUAAAGCUCAGCCCUCUCAACUACAGUGUCCUGUCAGAUGAACCUCCGCAGCUGAAUCAGUUCGACUACAUUCCAAUAUCACCUGCCAGCAAACCCGAGGAGAAUCUCCACACAGAGCAGAGAGCAGGAGAGUGUGAAUCAUGUGACUUGAGCAUCAACCCAGCACUGAUUUUCCACCAAACUGAGACAGAAACAGCGAUGGCGCUGGACACAAAUCCCAGAGCUAAACUGCAUCCAUCAGAUGAAGCGCUGAAAUUUACAUGCUUUUCAUUGGGUCUCACAGACGGACUAAAAAAAAUCGACUUCGCCGAUGAUGAUGUGAAGACAAGCUUGGAGGCUUUCCAUGACCCAGUUGAACCUGCUGAGGAGUUGCACAUCCAUGCUGACCUCCUGAGCAAAGCUGAAACAGAGAUUUUAGUUCCUCACAAGGCUUCUGCUGAUGAGGACAUUCUCAAAAAAGAAUUUUCAGAUAAUCUGCCCACUUCUAAACCACUCACCAUCUGUGAAAAUGACCAGAUGCCCCUUCCAGCAGACCAGUCAGAGAAGCAGCUAAAAACAUUUCACCAAAUACACAAAGAAACGACGCAGAAGAAGACGCAGAGCAGCGAUCAACAGGGUAAAGUGCUCUGCGAGAUUUGUUUUAUGUGUUUCAGAACAGUGCCAGGCUUAAAGAGACACAAGGCCAUGAAACAUUCGGUCAGAGCUGAAAAAUGUGCUGGCCCACAGAGCACAACAUCAAGCCAUCAGGGGACUAUGCUUAUUUAUGAAGCAUCGCAAACUACAGAGAAAAAGCAUAAAGAUGAUUCACAGACUUGUUUCCCAGCAAAAGUAGAUGGGCUUCCUGAGAUAAGUAGCUCUCUUGCAUCUAAAGCAGCAGAGACAGAGUCAGUCCUGGAGGAAGUGGCAGCAGAGGAGAAAACCCAUCAAAACACCCCGCUGCCAGCAAAGGCAAAAAAGAACAACAAAGCCAGAAAGAACAAGAACAGUGAGCUCAAUCCUGACCCUUUCUCUGAUGAGCUCCUGCAUUUAUUAAAAACAGACAUUCUUCAAGCCAUAACUCCUGAAUUUAAAAACAGCACUCUGCAAGAGCUCUGCAAAUCCCCCGAGGGGAAAAUCAAUGACAGAAGUGCUGCUCGAACAGAAGAAGUCCCUCACUUUGUUUCUUCAGAUGCAGCCUUUAACAAUACAACUCAAACUGCAACAAAAGAGCCAAAUGCACUCGGUGAACCUGUGGGAUACGAUCAGUUUGGUGACACAGAGGUGAUGAAGUGUGUGAGCGCAACAAAGAGGCCGUAUUUGGAAGUGUGUGUGGACAGUAACGUUGAGUCUAUGGAGGAGAAUAUUACUGGAGAAAGUGAUGAAACCAGACAGACUGUGUGCUCUGUGGGGGAGAUGUGCAAAGUGAAAGGAUCAGACGACAGCCCCGGCCUGGACAUUCUUAGAAACGUGUCAGCAGAGAUUAAAUGUGGGCAAAACAGGAGCCCUUCUGACAAUCUAAACCCCAUUUCCUGUUUGAGUCCAUCCCCUCCCAGUCCGCCCAGCAUGAGCCCAGACCUGAGAACUUUGCUGGAUGAUGACACAUUUUCUCAACUGUUCCCAAGAGAUGAGGAGGCAAAAAGGAAAAAAUGUCAGAGGGUUUACAGCAAAAGAAACAAAAGGCCAAAAUUAUCCCUCCAUUCAGAUGAAACCGUGGACUAUCUUCCUCCUGAAGCUUUCAUGCAAAACAGUAAUCAGUACGUGGAAGCCCGAGCUGAGCAGAACAUCACCGACAAUCAAACCAACCACUGUGAAUUUGAGACCAUUUCUAUUGAUGAUGCCAUCAUGUUGAACAUGUGCCACAACGGCACUGUAAAGGCUGAUGGGAAGCCGUUACCAGAUGGUGAACAAAGUGAUCAGCUUGGUGAUAUUAAUGCCCUGGGGAGCACUGAUGAUAAAUCUGGAGCUGAAUGGAAAGAAUCCAGCAAUUUCACUGACUUAAAUGGUGGCUCGUCUGUGACCCCUGAACCCAGCCUCUGUAAACCAGAAGAAGGGCUGAGCUCGUCCUCCCCUCUGCCUCCCCCAGCUUCUCCCUGUGCUGUGAAUCCCUGCACCACAGAGGGUCCCCAAACCUUCCACAGCAUUGACAUCCAAAACAUCAACACCACAUUCCAGCUUCCUGACAUUCAGUUCUUUGACUCCAGUAAAGAAAUCUCAGUAGCUCCCCCUCCUGAAAUCAGUCCUGCAGACACGGAGAGCAGAGACGAUGAAAAGCCAAAGAAAGUGACGGAGCGGCGAGGCAGGAAACGCCAAGAUGGAGGAAUGAAAGUCAAAGACAAGCAGUACAAAUGCAAAGUGUGUUUCACCUGGUUCCUCACCCUGGGCGAGCUGAACUUUCACAAACUUUCCCACAAUCCCUCUCCCCCUCCAACCUGCUACAUGUGUGUCCAGCGCAAGUUCAGCUCCCGGGAGCAGCUGAGGGACCACCUAAGGGAGAAGCAUGCCAAGAACAAGACGGGUAUCUGGACCUGUGGCAUGUGCCUGAAGGAGAUAUCAGAUGUGUGGAUGUACAACGAACACUUACGAGAGCACGCCACUCAGUUCGCCAGGAGAGGUCAGACUCAAGGCUCCAUGCUGGGCCUUCCAGGGAGCUUCAUGCAAGAGACAGCGGUGAAGAACUUCAUAUCCUCAAUCAUGCAGCAGCGUCCCAGCAAAACCAACAGAGAGUCCAGCAAAUGUACUAAAGAACAGGAAAAAUCAGCUGCUGCAGAAAGUUCUGAGGGGGCUGAGGUCAAGCUGCACAAAACUAAAAGCAGCAACGGAGGAAGUGGGAAGCAGAGCUCAUUAACACCACUCGAGGUACUGCACAAAACAGAAGCUCCUAGAAGUGUGGAAAUGCAUCCCAACUGCAAAGACCCCUCGCGAGACUGCCACCACUGCGGGAAACAGUUCCCCAAACCUUUCAAGCUCCAGAGGCAUCUCGUGGUGCACAACCUGGAGAGGAUUUUCCUGUGUCACAAGUGCCCCGUCUCUUAUCAGGAGGCCCAGGAGUUCAAAGAGCAUCUGAGGAGAGCUCACGGGGAGGUGGAUGAGCUGGACUCCAAACACACAACACUGUACACCUGCGAGCUCUGCGCCGACGUCAUGCACGUGAUUAAGAAGUCUUUCAUCUGCAGCACCUGCAACUACACAUUCUCUAAGAAGGAGCAGUUUGAUCGCCACAUGGAAAAGCACCUGUCAGGCGGGAACAAAAUCUUCAAGUUUCGAGGCGUUCUCAGACCUGUCAAAGUGUCUGGCUCCAAAGAAAAUGAAUGUGAUUCACCUGCGAGUAAGAAGAGGAGACUUCUCUCUGACAGUCUGCCAGAGAACAGUUCGGACAGCGGCAUCGCAAGUUUGAGCUCACUGCAUUUAAGUCAGAACCCUGAAGCUCAGUCGUCAAAGCCCUCCGUACCCACAGCUGAUGAUUCCACACAGACAUUCACAAAUGGGGACCACAGUGACACAAAUGUGAAGACGGAGGACAUUUCUGCAGACUGCUCUCAACUAGCAGAGCUGGAGAACUGUGUUCGUUUAAGCUCAGCUGAGUCUGCUUCACCCAAGAAGGAGGAAACCGACUUGACUCCUUCACCUCACAAGGAUGGCAGCGAAAAACCAGUUACUGAACCAUCCGGCGUAAAAGAGGAGAAUGAGUCAGUCUGCAUUAGACCAGAGGUGACCUCCUGGACUGCAUCUAAAGAAAGUUGUAACGUGGAAGAGGAGAUCAUUAAAGCCAAGGAAUGUGACACAACACAAACUGAAGAUAAAUCAAAUUUGCCUCCAGCUAGUGAGAAAUCUGCCGUCUCAACAGAAAAGCAAAUCCUUCGGAAGACAUCUGAGUCGGCAAAGCAUAAAUUAGCUGUUGAUGAGAUGAACCAACGGGGGGAUGAUGAGCCGAGGCAUCACACAUUGUUCAGUAAUGGCAGUAAACAGCAGGUAUCUCAUGGUGCUGAGCAGCAAAGUAGCAGUCAGAUGAAAAACAACGCUGCCCCGGCUACAGCGGCCGACAGCGUGAAAACCAGCUCUAUACCCAGCUGUGCAAAGGCCACAGAAUCAACUCCAGUCAUCCACUCCAAGGUUCCCCCUCUGGCAUCUGCUACCAAUGAGGACAAGGAUGUAGUCAAACCACAGAAGAGACGAAAAGAAAUGAAGUCCGCACACAUUCUGCAGAGACUUUCCUCUCCGGUCACACAGGAAAACUUUGCCGUCGAUUCGAAAGCCAAAAAGAAAAUUCGCCCAAGCAAGUGUGCAAACCCCUCCCUGCAAAGAAAGUCCGACGGAUCCAACGAGUACCCAGUGCUGUCCUCGGUGCGGGACGACGUCGUCGGCAACAAAAUAGUUUCCAAGUGCAAGAAUGGAAGCUUGAGCUUGUCGUCAAAGAGAGGUUUGCUGGAAAGCUGUUUACCAAGGAAAGCGGACAUUAUUAAAAAGGGACCUCUUGGGAGAUCCGUGCACUCUCCUGUGUCUAAAGUGUCUUCAGUUCCCAUGAACAACUCUUUGAAUAAACCAAGACCAAAGAUGGGGGUCAGGUCAGUGGAGAGUAACUCUUACCGGACAGCCGAGUCCCAGAAUCACCUUCUGAGUCAGCUGUUUGGCCAAAAACUCACCAGCUUCAAGAUUCCUUUAAGGAAGGACACAUCAGAAUCUAUUAACUGA